GCGGUGGGUGGGGGGGUGGCGGGUGGCGCGCGCAUGCGCGGGGCGCGGGCUGGCGGCGGCGGCGGAGGGGAAUUAAAAUGGAAGAUGAGGAGGUCGCGGAGAGCUGGGAGGAGGCGGCCGACAGCGGGGAAAUAGACAGACGGUUGGAAAAGAAGCUGAAGAUCACGCAGAAAGAAAGUAGAAAGUCAAAAUCUCCUCCUAAAGUGCCGAUCGUGAUUCAGGACGACAGCCUUCCUGCAGGUCCUCCCCCGCAGAUCCGCAUCUUGAAGAGGCCGACGACCAACGGUGUGCUUAGCAAUCCCAACUCCGCCAGCAGGCCGGCCUUCCCUGUGAAAUCCUUGGCGCAAAGGGAGGCGGAGUACGCGGAAGCCAGGAAACGAAUAUUGGGCAGCGCAAGCCCCGAAGAAGAGCAGGAGAAACCCAUUCUAGACAGGCCGCCAAGGAUCUCCCAGCCCGAAGACACCAGACAGCCCAACAAUGUGAUCAGGCAACCCCUGGGUCCCGAUGGCUCACAAGGCUUCAAACAGCGCAGAUAAACGCGGGCGAGCGAUGCUGCUGCGGAAGGCAGGGUCCGCCGCCACGGGUCGCACUGCCGUGGCGGACAAACGGACUUGAGCAAAGGGAACUACCUGGUUUAUUUGCACUGUGAUCCCCUUUGCUCUGCCCACUGUGACCUUCAACCCCACGCACUGUGACCUCCCCUCUCCACCCACUGUGACCGGCAAACCGAGAAGGGCUGUCCCUGAGUCGCUGUGAAAGGAAAGGGGCUGAGGGGAGGGGGUUAUUAAGGACUCGGAAGGGGUGCAGGGAGUCGUGUGUGUGCCACUUGGGUUGAAGCUAGCGCCAGCAAUAACGUUUGUUGUACUCGUAACCUGGGAUUUAAGGAAAAAAAAAAUGGGAAGCCUCCCCAGACGCGCACGUUGUCCUCAUCACUUUAAGAGCAAGUUCUGUUUUAAAGGAUCUCUUUUAUUUUAAUUCCUUCCCCCCCCCCGUUUGUUUUCUGUACGUCAGACCAACGGAGUGCAUGGGAAGGGUUUUAACUGUUUGUUUUAAUUGAGAGAGGUAGUUAAGUGUUUGGAAAAAAAAAAAAAGUUUCAAUGGAUUUCUGCGACUUUAAUGGUUCGGGUUUGGCAAGCUCUUGCUUCUCCUUCUCUAUUUCUCCCACUGCCAAGCGUGUGGAAGCGGACUCCUGGAUACCUGGCCUUUCCAAUCGUCUUGGGAGCUGGUGGAGUCCGACCUAGUUUACGUCUCGCACCUGUUAAAGCUUGGCUAGUAUUGUGUGCUGGCUGUGAGGAAAAGCUUAAAAUACAUCUCUUUUUUUUCUCUCUUUUUUUUUUUGUAUUUGGGGAGAAGGGAAUAUAGACGGAUCCCAUGAAAACGCCUGCUGCCCGGCCGCUGUUUGUGGCAGAGGGCGAAGAGUUAGGGCUCCAUUCCGAGGAGAACUGCCGGCACCGCUCUGGUCCGUGAAAUAAAUACGUGGGGAGGAAGCCCCGCUCCGCACGGCGCGCGCUCGUUGGGCAGCUGCCGCCCCGACAGGGAGCAGGAUGUCCCAAGGGUCUGAACCCGAGUGGCUUAACGACGGAGCGAAGGCUCUGAUCGAUCUCUCCGUCACGGUACGUGCUGCGUUCGCCUCCGGAAACCACGGACGUCGGGGGAACAAAAACCGCCUUGGAUAAAGUGGAUGAUUCCUUCAUGGCAGCAGCUGGCUCCCCGCGAGGCUUCAGGGAAGGGAUUUUCCUCCUCUGGCUUCCAGGAAGAGGACAGGGAGACCAGUGGUCCGCCAGAACGUGGAACUUCAUCCCCCCGGAUGAAGCUGACCUACCUUAAUAUCACUUAAUAUCGAGGGAUUAGACGAACACUAAAUGCUCUUCUUGGAGGGGACGGUACCUAGAAAACCAUUUCUGGUUAUCGGCGGAUUAUUCUGUACGGGCGCAGCCUUCCCUGCUGUUUUGUGCUCAGUAGGUUCAAGGGUAAACGAGCAAAUCUUUGUCUUCUACCCGAAGGGAAGCGACCGUACAAAAAGAUGUGUAUGGAAAUACGGCUUAAAAAAAAGCAACCAUUACUGGUAAAAUAAAACUACCUGUGUAUCAAAA
Phalacrocorax carbo (great cormorant) is the source of this 2093-nucleotide messenger RNA. The record is from RefSeq and is a predicted model, not a curated record. Lineage: Eukaryota; Metazoa; Chordata; Aves; Suliformes; Phalacrocoracidae.